AUGAAGUUCUCAACGACCAUCUUCACGGCACUGGCCCCUUUGGCCAUGGCCCGACGAGUCGCCAAUGUCUUCCCCCCACCAGCUGGAAUCGUCGGUCGAAAUGCCGAGACUGAACCCAGCGAGAGUGGCGUCGAAGUCCUCCAGGGCAAGCAGGGAGAAGGUAUCACUGCCAACUCCCGCGCCGAGGUGAUUGUCAUCUGGCUCAACCCGGGUAACGGCGCUUCCAAGACCACCAUCAAUGAGCAAGUCACUGUCACCAGGACGGUUACCGCUGGCGCUGGCGGCGAAGCAACCAAAGCUCCUGGAGGGAAUGGCACCGGUUCUGCCCCCGGCGCGGCAGCCACCCACACCGUCAAGGUUGGCGGCGAGGGCCUGACUUACAAGCCGGACCAGCUGCACAACGUGCCUAUUGGUGAUGUGGUUCUUUUCGAUUUCAUGGCCCAGAACCACACGGUCACUCAGUCGACUUUCGAUGCCCCUUGCAAGGCCAUGGCUGGUGGUAUGGACUCUGGCUUCCUUGCCAACCCUAACAAUACCGUUUCACCACCACCUCAGGUUGCUAUGCAGGUCAUGACAGACAAGCCUAUUUGGCUUUACUGCGCACAAAAGGGCCACUGUGGCAAGGGCAUGGUCCUCUCCAUCAACCCUUCUACCGAAAAGACGCACGCCAUGUUCCAAGGGAUGGCCAUUGCUCAGAACGGCACUGGCUCGGCUAGUCCCAUCACCGGCGGACAGCCGGGCGGCACUUCUCCUCCCUCUGCUCCCGGCGGUGUUGGCGGCAACUCCACCGGCGGCGCUGGCGGCUCUGGCGCUACUCCUGGCAAGGGGACUGUCGGUCCUGAUGGAUCUUGCCAGUGUGUUGUUUCUUGCAGCAAUGAUGCAUUCCCUGCUGCUGCUCAAGGCGUCGGCGCAUUUGGCGGAAUGAGUGGCUCUCUUUCCGUCGAGAUGGGCUCCGUCAAAUGA
Messenger RNA from Metarhizium acridum CQMa 102, 963 nucleotides. NCBI's taxonomy places the organism in Eukaryota, Fungi, Ascomycota, Sordariomycetes, Hypocreales, Clavicipitaceae. The record is from RefSeq and is a predicted model, not a curated record.